Melanaphis sacchari is the source of this 1649-nucleotide messenger RNA. RefSeq names its product palmitoyltransferase ZDHHC15-like. The coding region runs from base 458 to 1549 and encodes 363 amino acids. The record is from RefSeq and is a predicted model, not a curated record. The transcript has 9 exons. Gene Ontology annotation, cellular component: Golgi apparatus; endoplasmic reticulum. Gene Ontology annotation, molecular function: protein-cysteine S-palmitoyltransferase activity. Lineage: Eukaryota; Metazoa; Arthropoda; Insecta; Hemiptera; Aphididae. Gene Ontology annotation, biological process: synaptic vesicle maturation; peptidyl-L-cysteine S-palmitoylation; protein targeting to membrane.
CCUACCCAGGCCGCCUCUAACUCUCGGUCGCCCACAUAAAAGAUAAUAAACAUCAAACAAAUACGUGCCGUGAAGUAUAAACGCUCGCGCCUCGCUGUUCUCGUUCGAGUACUGAGAACUUGACAGUUAACACCCUCUUGUCACAUAUUUUCAUUUUAUGAAGUUUUAUUAUUAUUAUUUAUUACUAUACUUGAGUCACAUCGUCCACGUUCACCUUACACUUUACAGUGUAGUCAUUUUACGCCUUGCACCUAUAGACUAAUCAUUUGUUAUUAUUGCGUUGAAUUAAGGCAAUGCGAUUUCUUUAGUCGUAUGAUAUAAUAACAAUUUGUGGUUACGUACUGUCAUUAUCGAAUAAUGUUGGUCAACAGAUAGUAUUGUACAGUUUAGCGAUCGCCCUGUGCUCACAUCACGGAGAUCGUGAAUAAAUGGUGCCUACGACCCUCUGGAAUCAACAAUGGAGGCACCGUCAUCGAAGAGAUUUUGCUGCACCGUUUGCGUCCACGCAGUCAAGAGCAUCCCGGUGAUAUUCAUUUUGUGUAUACUCGCGUGGUCGUAUUACGCGUACGUCUAUCACCUGUGCCUCAAUCGAGUCACGUCUGUUGAACUGUCGGUACCAUAUCUCCUAGUGUACCACAUCAUACUAGUGUUGUUCCUAUGGUCGUACUUCAAAACUAUUUUCACAGAGCCAAGCGGCGCACCACCAAAUUUCAGACUGCCAGAAGAAGUAUUUGAAGAGUUCAAUAGAAAUCCUAUAGACUUGAGUAGGCAAAGCGCUAUUUUACGUGAUUUUGCUGAGAACUUGCCUAUCAUGACUUUCACAAAUACCAAUGAACCUUUUUUUUCAGAUAUUCGGUUUUGUGAUAAAUGUAAAAUAGUCAAGCCAGAUAGAUCACACCAUUGUAGCGUGUGUCGUAAAUGUGUGUUGAAAAUGGAUCACCAUUGUCCAUGGGUGAACAAUUGCGUAUCAUAUUCUAACUACAAGUAUUUUAUACUAUUUUUGGCCUAUGGUCUUUUAUUGUGUAUUUAUGUGGCAGCUACAACAGUUGAAUAUGUUAUCAAAUUCUGGGAUAUUACUACAGAUAUGCGAAUUCAAGAAGGAUCUUAUAAAAUUCAUAUAAUAUUCUUGUUUUUUAUUGCUUCAAUGUUUUCAUUAAGCUUAUUCUCAUUGCUUGCAUAUCACAUCUACCUGGUUUCAAAAAACAGAACAACAUUAGAGUCUUUUCGUCCUCCUAAAUUUUUGGAAGGUAAUGAUAAAAAUGGAUUCAACUUGGGAUGCUGCAGAAAUAUACAAGAAGUGUUUGGUAAAGAAAUUCUUUUGUGGCCUUUUCCUAUAGAUACUCGCCUUGGUGAGGGUGUGUCAUUUCCAAUCAAUAAAACUGUUCCUGAAGCUCAAAGUCUGUUAUUCUCAGAUGUGAACGACCAGAAAACAUCAAUUGAUUUUGAACAUUAUGAUACGUCAUUGUUUACAUCAAUCUUAAUAAGUGAUGAUAACAUGAGCUCAACAGAUACAAACGCCCCUAAAUAUCAAGAUCUUAUUCAAAUUUAGUUGUUUGACUUACACUAACAAGUUAAUACUUAAAUAAAACUUAUUUCUGUGAUAUAUCCUACUUUUACUCAAACAUAUUAAAUAAUAAAUUAAUUCCUUA